Gossypium raimondii (Peruvian cotton) is the source of this 1434-nucleotide messenger RNA. Its product is annotated as E3 ubiquitin-protein ligase RING1-like. Gene Ontology annotation, biological process: protein ubiquitination. NCBI's taxonomy places the organism in Eukaryota, Viridiplantae, Streptophyta, Magnoliopsida, Malvales, Malvaceae. Gene Ontology annotation, cellular component: cytoplasm. Gene Ontology annotation, molecular function: ubiquitin protein ligase activity. Bases 497 to 1294 code for a protein of 265 amino acids. The record is from RefSeq and is a predicted model, not a curated record. The transcript has 4 exons.
UUGAUAAGUGGGAUAACUCCAAAACUGGGAUACUCCGCUCCUUACGUCUAAUAUCUAAUUCCAGCCGCCAAGCAUUCGUAGCACUGUCCAGGAAAACGUUACCCUUACACUUGCAGAAAACCCGCGUUCUUGCCCCUCCAUUUUCCCAUGUUCGAACCCAAGAAUGGGUAUCCGUGCCAAGAGCAAUUUCGAUCGAUCAAGGACGAUAUGGACACCCGAGAUGGAUCGAUAUUUCAUCGAUCUCAUGUUGGAGCAACUCAAUAAAGGUAAUAGGUUCGAUGAUCAUGUUUUCAGCAAAACGGCAUGGAUGAACAUGAAUUCAUCGUUCAACGAGAGGUUCAAGUUCGAAUACGAGAUGGAUGUGCUGAAAAACCGGCACAAAACGCUGAGGAAUCUGUACAAAGCUGUUAAGAACCUGUUGAAUCAGAAGGGUUUUAACUGGGAUUCGACUCGACAAAUGGAUCUUACGGGUUUUCUUAUUUACGGGUAAACCCAGAUGUGCGUCCUUACAGAGUUAAAACUAUUCCUUACUACGAUGAUCUGGGUAUUAUAUAUGGAGAUAAUUCAGCUAGGAAAAAGGUUUUUCUUAAUGGCUUCAACUCCAUACGAGUAUGAUAUCUUUCACCAGCAUACUUUUGAAGACAACAUCAUCUCACAAUCUCAUGAUAUUGCUUCCCAGUUCGUCAAUAUUGAAUUAACCAUUGACUUUGUUUUCAUAUCCGUCCACCAUGAUUUCUCAGCAGACAUCUCCACCGUCACCAACCAUAUGUCCUUACGAGAAACCUUUGGUUUCGAGCUCGACAUUCUAGAAAACCAGCACCUGUUUCACCAAGUUCUAUUUCCCGCGUUUAGAAGACUCCGAAUCAACACGGCCUCCCUUGCUUAUCACAACUUCGUUUAUGAUAUUUUUGUACGUGGGAUGCGUAGCAUAGGAACUAAUCGUGAAGUCUUGCCCUUACGAUCAGUGAUACAUGCUUCCGUCGUGGAACACGAUUACGUUCCCAGUGACGGGGUUUCGAUGGGAAGAGCUUUGGCUGAAUCGGCAUUGGAGUUUGAAAGCAGUAACUAUGGUAUGGUUCCGGCUAAGGAGUCAUUGGUUAAGGAGAUGGUAAGCAUGGUUAGAGUAGAAGAUGGAGAUGAAGAAGAUUGCAUGAUAUGCUUGGAGGAGCUCGAGGUUGGGUUCUAUGCUUCUCGGAUGCCUUGUUCUCAUACUUUUCAUGGGGAUUGCAUCGAAAAGUGGCUGAAGCAGAGCCAUUACUGUCCUAUUUGCCGGUUCGAGAUGCCAACGAAUUAGGCUUAGAUAUCAACUUUUCAUUCUUUCAUUUAUUUCUUAUGUUAUUGGAUAACUUUUGUUAAGAUUUAGUCAUUUGUUGGAGCUGUAGAUGAUAGUUUAUGCAAAUAUAAGUACAGUUUGAGAAAAAGAGAUUGCAAGCA